GAUCACCUUCUUCUUCUUCAAAAAGGGUAGAUUUUUUCCUUAACCCGUUACAAUUUCAGAGCUAUAAAGCUUAAAAAGCAAUCUGUAUUAUCAAUUUUUUUCCUCAGGUACUUGUAUACUCGAAAAAGUAUCUGUUAACUGUUUUGGAUUAUUUGUUCUUCUAUACCAAAUUCUUCACUUUUUUUUUGAAGUAAAACUUAUCUUCAUGUUUGCUUUACAUUUCUAUGCACCUUUUAUCUUUAUAAGCAAAGAUUUUUUAAAUAAUUGUUUCAUAAAUUCAUAUAUGUAGAUGGGGUAGGGGGGUAUGAUUGGUUGGUUUGAAAGUUCAUAGAUGAUUUGUUUGACUCUGAAACUUUCAACAUCGAAGAUUUCCUUUUCAAGUUAACAAAUUUGAUUAUAAAAUUCAGUAAAGAUUAGGGGUUUAUCUAUUCAUGUGUGCGUGACAGCGUGAGCCUUUUUUUAAGAUGGAAAGAUCUGUGCUUGGACUGUUGAAUUUUCUGGGAUUUUUGUCUUCGAUCAUUUUAUGCAUUCAUAUACUUUCAAAUUCGAAGGUUGUUUGUGAAAUUGGACCUUGGUUGCAGGUCAUCUCUUGGAUCUGCUGGAAAGGAAUAUUGUUCAGCAUUGUGUCUGUGUCUAUGAUUGAAAUUUAACUCGGUUGACGAGUUGCAUUGGUUUUUGUCUGAUUAUUGUUAAAGUUUAUGUGUUGAAACUUUGAAAUAUUACGGACUAUUAGAUACAGAAAGAUUGGAGCUUUGUUCGAAACUAAAGGAGACAGAUUUGGUGUGACAGAAGAUGGAGAAAAACGGGGGAGAAGAUUGGAGGGAGAUGGUGCGGAAGAUGCUUCCCCCGGGGGCUUCCAUUCCCGAUGACAAUAAAUUGGAUUACUCCAUAGCCAUGGAAUAUAACGGCCCUCCAAUUUCAUAUGAGCUUCCCUGUGUAAAACCCCUUGAUGUGAAUUCAGACGCUAUUCCAACUGCUGAACCUGUUUCAGGAUCUACGAUAUUAUUGUCUCGUGAUAAGGCCCCUGUAAUGGAACCAAUUUCUUUGCCGCUUUCUCGUAUUGCAAGUGUUACAAGUCCAGCCAAUCGAAGUCCUACGAUGUCAGGAAGUUCGGUACCUGAGGUUUCUGUCCUGCAAAAUGCUGAUUUUCCUUCCCCUUCCCCUUCAGCUUCCCCAGAGUCGGUGCACUUUCCUGAUAAUAAUGCUUCAAAAGAGUCUGCCAGUAAAGGAAGAAGAGCAACAUUGGUCACUUUUAAUAAUGUUGAUAGAUCAGAAAGGAGAUUGGUAGAUGUAGAACAACAAGUGUUUCCCGAGUUUAUUUCUGUGUCCAAAGAAAAGAAGAAGAGAAAGAAAACAAGAGUGUGUUAUAGAUGCGGAAAAGGGAAGUGGGAGACCAAGGAGUCAUGCCUAGUUUGUGAUGCAAAGUAUUGCAGCAGCUGUGUGCUUAGAGUAAUGGGUUCAAUGCCAGAAGGGCGCAAAUGUGUUACGUGCAUUGGUGAGCCGAUCGAUGAGUCGAAACGAUUCAAAUUGGGUAAACAUUCAAGGGUAUUGUCACGAUUGCUUAGUCCUUUGGAAGUUAAAAAUAUAAUGAAAUCAGAGAAAGAAUGUUCUGCCAAUCAGCUUCGACCGGAGCAGUUGAUUGUUAAUGGAUACCCCUUAAAACAAGAAGAGAUGGCAGAACUUUUUGGAUGCCCUUUACCUCCUUCGAAAUUGAAGCCAGGAAGAUAUUGGUAUGACAAGGAAUCAGGUCUUUGGGGAAAGGAGGGAGAAAAACCAGAUAGAUUUAUAAGUUCAAACAUAAAUUUCACAGGAAAACUUAGUCCACAUGCAAGCAAUGGGAACACUGAGGUUUACAUCAAUGGUCGACAGAUCACAAAACUUGAACUGAGAGUGCUGAAGCUCGCUAAUGUGCAAUGUCCUCGUGAUACCCAUUUUUGGGUCUAUGAUGAUGGUCGAUAUGAGGAGGAAGGACAAAACAAUAUCAGGGGAAAUAUAUGGGAAAAGGCAUCUACACGUUUUGUCUGCUCCUUGUUCUCUCUUCCUGUACCCCAAGGUCAGCCUCAUGGACAGAAGGAUGAGACUAGCAAUUAUUCUACUGUACCAAAUUAUCUAGAGCAGAAAAAAAUUCAGAAGCUUCUUCUGGUUGGACUACAAGGUUCUGGGACCAGCACUGUUUUCAAACAGGCCAAAAUUUUGUAUGGCAACAAGUUUACCACCGAAGAAUUGCAGGAUAUUAAGCUUAUGAUACAGAGCAAUAUAUACAGGUAUCUCAGUAUUUUACUUGAUGGACGGGAACGCUUUGAGGAAGAGGCCUUGUCAAAGACAAAAGAAGAAGGUUCUUAUGAAAAAAUCUGUGAAACAGGUGGAGUGGUUGACGCAGAUGGAAGUACUCAAUGUGUCUAUAUCCUCAAUCCGAGGUUGAAGAAUUUUUCUGAUUGGCUGCUGGAUAUUAUUGCCACUGGAGAUUUGGAUGCAUUCUUCCCUGCAGCUACACGAGAAUAUGCUCCGCUUGUUGAAGAAGUGUGGAGAGAUCCUGCUAUACAGGAGACUUAUAGGAGAAAAGAUGAGCUCCACUUCCUACCAGAUGUCGCAGAAUACUUCUUGAGCAGGGCGGUUGAGAUAUCAAGUAAUGAAUAUGAGCCAUCUGAUCGGGACAUAUUAUACUGCGAAGGCGUCACUCAAGGGAAUGGUUUGGCUUUUAUGGAGUUCUCCCUGGAUGAUCGGAGCCCAAUGUCUGAGACAUACUCACAAAAUAUGGAAUCUGCUCCCCCAUCACUGUCCAGGUAUCAACUUAUUCGAGUAAAUGCCAAGGGAAUGACUGAAGGGUGCAAGUGGUUGGAGAUGUUCGAGGAUGUUCGUGUGGUAGUCUUCUGUAUUGCCCUGAGUGAUUAUGAUGAGGUGUGGCUUUCUCGGGAAAGUACUGGUAGCGGAGUCCUACUUCAAAAUAAGAUGAUUCAAAGUAGAGAACUCUUUGAAACAAUGAUCAGGCACCCUUGUUUCAAAGAUACCCCUUUUGUGUUGAUUUUGAACAAGUAUGAUCUUUUUGAGGAGAAAAUUAACAGUGUGCCUUUGAGUACUUGUGAAUGGUUCACAGAUUUCAGUCCCGUACAAACCCACCACAACAACCAAUCCUUGGCACACCAAGCUUAUUUCUAUAUAGCUAUGAAGUUUAAGGACCUUUAUGCUUCUCUCACUGAUCAAAAGCUCUUUGUUUGGCAAUCUCGGGCAAGAGACAGAGCCACAGUCGAUGAGGCAUUCAAAUACGUAAAGGAAGUCGUGAAGUGGGAUGAUGAGAAGGAAGAGAACUAUUAUGGUGGUCAGGAUGACUCAUUUUACAGUACCACUGAGGUGAACUCCUCCCCAUUUAUCCAUCAAGAAUAAUGCAAUUCUUGAGAUUCUCUGCAUGGCAUGUUUGGUAGAGUAGAGAACAAAGUAUUUGACAAUAUUGAAAAAGAAUAAAUAAGUUACAAUCUUGUUUAUUCUAAGGUUUAGUCAUAUUCAAUAUUGUAUACCAAACACCCCGUUCUUGUUGUGGAUAUAUGAAGAUGAUUUAAUAAGUUCGUUUCCAUUUUUUUCAAUAAGUUGUGUAACGCAAAAGGUGUAUAUUUGAAGUUCGCCGAUUGUUGAAUGUAUGCAUAAUUGUGGAGUAUUUGUUUCUUUUA
Messenger RNA from Olea europaea var. sylvestris, 3662 nucleotides. RefSeq names its product extra-large guanine nucleotide-binding protein 3-like. Gene Ontology annotation, cellular component: heterotrimeric G-protein complex. The coding region runs from base 793 to 3381 and encodes 862 amino acids. Gene Ontology annotation, biological process: adenylate cyclase-modulating G protein-coupled receptor signaling pathway. Gene Ontology annotation, molecular function: G protein-coupled receptor binding; guanyl nucleotide binding; GTPase activity. The record is from RefSeq and is a predicted model, not a curated record. The transcript has 8 exons. NCBI's taxonomy places the organism in Eukaryota, Viridiplantae, Streptophyta, Magnoliopsida, Lamiales, Oleaceae.